This is a messenger RNA of Trichoderma breve, 1368 nucleotides long. Its product is annotated as peptidase family m48 domain-containing protein. Gene Ontology annotation, molecular function: metalloendopeptidase activity. Gene Ontology annotation, biological process: CAAX-box protein processing. Gene Ontology annotation, cellular component: endoplasmic reticulum membrane. NCBI's taxonomy places the organism in Eukaryota, Fungi, Ascomycota, Sordariomycetes, Hypocreales, Hypocreaceae. The record is from RefSeq and is a predicted model, not a curated record. Bases 1 to 1368 code for a protein of 455 amino acids. The transcript has 3 exons.
AUGGACUUUCUACAGCGCCUGUCGCAAUUCCUCGAUCGCCCGCUGUUCCCAUGGAAGAGGCUCAUCCUGGGCUUCUCCGUCGGCCAGUACGUCUUCGAAUCUCUGCUCAACUACCGCCAGUACCGUAUUCUCCAGCUGCCCAAACCCCCCGCCGUCCUCGCCAAAGAAGUCAACCAAGAAACCUUUGACAAGUCGCAAGCCUAUGGUCGUGCCAAAGCCCAAUUCUCCGUCGUCAGCGGCCUCUGGGGCCAGAUUGUCAACUUCGCCUUUGUCCAUUUCGAUGUCAUGCCUAAACUGUGGUCCUGGACCGGCGACCUGCUGCUCAAGUAUGCGCCGGCGCGCUUCACUGGUGAAAUCUCGCACUCGAUUGUCUUCGUCUUUACGUUUAUGCUGCUGUCGCAGGCGCUGAGCUUGCCUACUCGCAUAUACAGCACUUUUGUCCUGGAAGAGAAGUUCGGCUUCAAUAAGCAGACGCCUGGCCUGUUCAUCUCUGAUCUCGUCAAGACGAAUCUGCUUACUGCCGUCCUCAUGCCCCCUGUCAUUGCUGGUUUCCUCAAGAUCAUCCAAAAGACUGGCUCGCAAUUCGUCUUCUACACUUGGGCCUUUACUGCCAGUUUGCAGCUUCUGAUGACUACUCUGUAUCCCACCUUCAUCCAGCCCCUGUUUAACAAGCUCUCUCCUCUCGAGGAUGGCGAGCUCAAGACAAAGGUUAAUGAAUUAGCAGCCAAGUUCAAGUUUCCCCUGCACGAGCUGUACGUCAUCGAUGGUAGCAAGCGCAGCGCUCACUCCAACGCAUUCUUUUACGGCCUCCCAUGGAAGAAGCACAUUGUCAUCUACGAUACUCUCUUGGAAAAGUCCGAGCCGGAAGAGGUUCUCGCUAUUCUGGCUCAUGAACUCGGUCACUGGAAGCUCGGCCACACCACAAGCCUCUUUGGAAUCUCUCAGGCCCAUCUCCUCUACGUCUUUAGCCUCUUCUCUGUCUUCAUCAACAACCGCUCCCUCUAUUCUUCCUUUGGCUUCCACAACGAGCAUCCCAUCAUCAUCGGUUUCCUCCUCUUCUCCGAUGCCCUCUCGCCAAUGGACACUGUCAUCCAGUUCCUCCUGCACAUCGUCUCCCGCACCUUUGAGUUCCAGGCUGACAAGUUCGCCAACGACCUGGGUAUGCGCACCGAGCUGGCCACAUCGCUCAUCAAGCUGCACAUUCAGAACCUCAGCUCCAUGGACGCUGACUGGAUGUACGCGAGUUAUCACUUCUCCCACCCUCAUCUCUCGGAGCGCCUCAAGGCCCUGGAUUGGAAGGGCGAACAGGCUGUUAGCGAGAAGGAGGACGAGGGUGUCGUCAAAGCCAGUGGCCGCGACGAGUUGUAA